AUGAGAAAUCUUACUUUGACAAACCUCUAUAUAACUCUUAUGGUAUUUGCCAUCUUUGUGAAAAAUGGCUUUAAUGUUAAUGCCUCAACUAUCAAAGCAACAUUACAAAGAAAUAUUCACGAUAAAGAAUUAAUAGCUCGACAACAACUCGAAACAAUAUAUUGUAGUGAAGAAUUCGAUAUCCGUAAAGCUACUGCUUUGGAUGUUGGGAUACCUGGAAAUACAAUUAUUACAAAACUAACUAUAGAAUGCGACAGUAACUCAGUAAGAGCUAGUAUUAAUAGUUACGGAUUACAGAAAUAUAUUGACAACCGGUUUGUUGAUAUGAAAGGUGUUACUAUGAAACCAUUAGAAGAUACAGCAAUUCCUAAAAAUAUAAGUUCGUUUGUUAUUGGAAGAUAUUUACUCAGUGCAGACCCUUCUGAAUGUCUUAAUGCUCCCCAAGAAGGAUUGCAUGUCAUAGCUCGUGUAUGUGUGAGUUUCAGUGCGCCAGGUUAUGAAAAAUUGUAUGAGGUGCCAUGUACAUCUGAACAAAAUUUUAUAAAAGGUUGUCCUCCUAACUCUAAAAAACCAGACUCCGAAGACUCUGAUUCCGAAAACACUGACUCUGAAGAUCUUUUUCCUUGUUACAACAAUACCUCCUCUACCAUUCCCUCUAACACCACCUCUUCCCCUAAUAUUACCUCUUCCCCUCUAUAUUGUACCCAUACUAAAUUAAAUUAUUCCUCCUCUCCCUUUUCUCCUUCUUCCUCUUUUCUCGCUUUCUUUCCUUUUGUCUUUUCUUUUAUCUCUUUUUUCCUAUUGUGA
Ambispora gerdemannii is the source of this 807-nucleotide messenger RNA. The record is from the annotation of a GenBank genome assembly. Lineage: Eukaryota; Fungi; Glomeromycota; Glomeromycetes; Archaeosporales; Ambisporaceae.